Messenger RNA from Hyalella azteca, 1667 nucleotides. RefSeq lists its product as uncharacterized. The transcript has 3 exons. The coding region runs from base 286 to 1065 and encodes 259 amino acids. NCBI's taxonomy places the organism in Eukaryota, Metazoa, Arthropoda, Malacostraca, Amphipoda, Hyalellidae. The record is from RefSeq and is a predicted model, not a curated record.
CAUCGGAACUGCAUCGUAACUUGAGUCUCUGUCCGUAAUUGAGAUUCAGGACACUGCAUGAGCAGAGAAUGUAAGCUCAAAUGACAUCUGAUAUAAGCCCAAAUGUUCACAGUUAACCAUCUAAUUUCUGUUUAAACUUUAAAAAUUUUGUUGAAUAUCGUUUUAUGCUUCUUCCAACAAUUAUUCAUGGAAAACAGCAAUUAAUCGCGGAAAAGAAUAUUAUCAAGGGAGCGAAAUUUCAUUUUCAUGCAUUGAGUGCAGCUUUAAGAAAAAAUACAUCAGGAAAUGAGUUCGAAGUUUUGCUGGUUCUUUCUGUUCUCGGCCGGGGUAGCGGCGCUGCUGCUCAGUCACGUCCAAGGGGGAAUUGUAAAAAAGAGAUUCCAGAAGGUUGAUGUGAAGACGUUCUUCUCCUUGUGCAAGAUAUCAGACAACUACCGAGUGUACGACUCAACAUCACUCACACUCACGGAAUGCGCUGGACGUUGUUUGCUUAGUGAAACCUGCGUCUCGUACUGCUUCAGUUACGAACGAUCCAUGUGUGCCAUCACGUCGGUUUUUUCGGCCCACUGGUUUUCCGGGAUACCACCUGAUGCCACGACGGAGACUUACGACGUGUGUUACUCAUCCUGGACUUCAACUGAUAGCAUCAUUAGAGAUACGAUGAUCACGACCUCAAGUCCUCCUUACAAUUACGGUCGCCGUAGCAGAUUCUUCGUUGACGGAUUCUUCUGUCAGGCGAGCGGGUAUGAAGCUAGGCGUUUCGACGGUGCCUUCGGCGUUUACAACUACCUACAAGUUGACUUCGGGAAAAAUGUUCAGGUAGCCGAGAUACGAGUUGCACUUCGCUCUGAACCAGUAUAUUUUGAAUCCGUAACAGUGCGACUUGGUACUUCUUCUGUAGAAACAUCAAAUGCCGUGAUCGCUCAGCUGCCCACUGGAGUCACCCCUCUUGGGGAUUUGAGAAUCCAGUUGAAGCCGCCUGUCUUGGGGCGAUACAUCCACUUCAAAUCUGGCACUACAUACUACUUCUCAUUGGGUGAACUCCAAGUCAUACCUGAAAAUUAGUCGAUCUAUAAAAGGAACAUGCGAUCCUAUAGAAGUGUACGUAUACGUCCAUACGAUAUCUCCAAAGCGACCGCAGUCUGAACUCAAAGUCCUGAUCAGUUCCUCUAGCUACCGAGGAAAGAUUGAUGUAUCGAAAUAAUUAGAUUCCGAUAGUGCAUGGUCACACGUGUUGAGUAAAUUUCAAGAUUCUAAGGGAUUCGAAUAAAUUAAUCAAUUCGACUUUCAGGUCGACUGUUCGUAAUUUGGGUACAGGGGGAAAUCGCAAUCGCUCUGUGACAAUUCAUCGCAUCUACAAGUUCAGUAAAACUGUUAUCAAUAUCUGUGUCCACUGAUACAUAAUUAUCACAAUAAUGAAAAGAGCAGAAACCGGGUUUUCAUGAGUGAUAGUUAAGGUGUUUUAAAUCGCACACGUGUUGAUGCAGCAGCGUGAUCUUACAUCACACGCACCUACAUAUAAUGAAAAUAAGCUUUACGAUGAGUCUAUGCUAAAAUUUUCAAACAAGUGCUUUGAACUGUUGAGUUUGUUCGCUAACCUCAAAAUUGCUUCCAGUAAAAGCGGAAUAUCAGAUAAAUGCUAACUCAAUUUCAGAUUCAGAUUUGAA